AACCCUUGUAUCGCUCUCUACUUCUCUUAUCUCAGUUCGUCUGUACCGUGUUCUUCUGUGUCUCAACGUCAACUGAUGCAGUAACUAUUUAUUCUUCUUCUUCUCUUCCGUUACCCGCCAUGGAAGUAGCCACCAUGUCUUCGCGCUUUUCGCUCGACACUCGAUUGUUAUCAACUCCGAAUUCAAGAACUAGAAACUCAAAACAUAUCUUGAAUCCCUCUGCUAGUGUUUCUGUGAAAGCUUCUCUAACCAGCAACCUAAUUGCUCCAUUUGUUGGUGGGAGUGUCACUGGCGAUUUCGGCGGUCAAAAAUUUCGUCCUUCGUCUCUCAAUCCGUCAUCCAUCUCGUCCGGUUCCCGCGGCAAGAGAGGUGUCGUCACCAUGGUCAUUCCUUUUUUGAGAGGAAAUGCAUGGGAGCAACCUCCUCCAGAUCUAGCAUCAUACUUGUACAAGAAUCGAAUUGUAUAUUUGGGCAUGUCUCUUGUUCCUUCCGUCACAGAGUUGAUCCUAGCUGAAUUUUUGUACCUUCAGUAUGAGGAUGCUGAGAAGCCAAUCUAUCUAUAUAUAAACUCCACUGGGACAACAAAGGGUGGCGAGAAGUUGGGUUAUGAAACAGAGGCAUUUGCCAUAUAUGAUGUUAUGAGGUAUGUAAAGCCACCUAUUUUCACCCUUUGCGUUGGCAAUGCUUGGGGAGAAGCAGCACUGCUUUUAGCUUCUGGUGCCAAAGGAAACCGCUCUGCUUUGCCCUCUUCAACCAUCAUGAUAAAGCAGCCAAUUGCAAGGUUUCAAGGUCAAGCAACAGAUGUUGACCUUGCAAGAAAGGAAGUAAAGAAUGUGAAGAAAGAGUUGGUUGAUCUCUACUCAAGGCAUAUAGGAAAAUCACCUGAGCAGAUCGAGGAGGAUAUCAGGCGUCCAAAAUAUUUCAGUCCUAGUGAGGCGGUUGAGUAUGGUAUCAUUGAUAAGGUACUGUACAAUGAAAGAGGCAGUGAAGAUCGUGGAGUUGUUUCUGACCUGAAAAAGGCUCAACUUAUUUCGUAAACUCUGCUGGGCAGUAGAACUAUGGAGGCAAUUUUACAGUUGAUAAUUUGCAGUUGCAAGUCAUCAUCUGGUCUGGAGUGACUGAAAGCUGAACUGUAUUAUUGUAUGAUAAAAUUAAAUAGUUUCAAUCAAUUGUCCAACGGGGACAGUCUUUAUUUAUGUUAUUCCUAGAUAAUUGUCGAUAAUAUUAUCCCGCACCCUUG
Messenger RNA from Telopea speciosissima, 1240 nucleotides. RefSeq names its product ATP-dependent Clp protease proteolytic subunit-related protein 4, chloroplastic. Lineage: Eukaryota; Viridiplantae; Streptophyta; Magnoliopsida; Proteales; Proteaceae. Gene Ontology annotation, molecular function: ATP-dependent peptidase activity; serine-type endopeptidase activity; ATPase binding. The transcript has 7 exons. Bases 120 to 1037 code for a protein of 305 amino acids. The record is from RefSeq and is a predicted model, not a curated record. Gene Ontology annotation, biological process: protein quality control for misfolded or incompletely synthesized proteins. Gene Ontology annotation, cellular component: endopeptidase Clp complex.